Drosophila hydei is the source of this 844-nucleotide messenger RNA. RefSeq lists its product as uncharacterized. Bases 57 to 797 code for a protein of 246 amino acids. The transcript has a single exon. The record is from RefSeq and is a predicted model, not a curated record. Lineage: Eukaryota; Metazoa; Arthropoda; Insecta; Diptera; Drosophilidae. Gene Ontology annotation, biological process: DNA recombination; positive regulation of ligase activity; response to X-ray. Gene Ontology annotation, cellular component: DNA ligase IV complex; nucleus; DNA-dependent protein kinase-DNA ligase 4 complex. Gene Ontology annotation, molecular function: DNA binding.
AUCGUUAUCGUCAUCGAGAACAGCUGUUUUUGAUUCUUUACAUACUUAAAUUUAAAAUGACGAACCAUAUAGUUAAAGUGCUACAGCGCACCCAGCUAAGUCACAGCCAAACGGAUGUGAAACAUUUUAUCUAUAUACACAGCAAGUGGUUAGAGGAUGUGACAGAGCUGGACCUGUUGCUCACAACUAGUAAUAACAGUUAUAAAGCAAUUUUAAAGCAUGAUGAAAUUAAAAGCGCUGCGGAAGACCUAGAGCAACCGUAUGACGAAUUCUAUGCGGAAUGUAAAAAGGCUCUUGUAACACAAAUGGGACUGCCGGACUUCGACUACGAACUGGAUGAGCAGCAGGCAUGCUUUAAGCUCUUCAAGUGCACCGGCUUCGAAACGCUUUAUAUAGAUCUGCCCCUGCGCAAGGCAUCCAAUUGCUAUCAAAUGCUGGAUGCCGCCAUUGAGAGUGCACAACGGGCAGCAACGCUCACUGAAGCACCAGCUGCUAAGGUCGAUGCUGCUGAUGGGCCAGGUGAGCAGUCCAAAGAACUGCUCACAGAAUACGAGCAUUACGUUAAAGAGUCCAAGAUGGCCGAAAAAAAAUUGCUCAAAAAAUUCAUAUUGCUUAUUAAUAGCAAAAAGCAGCGCAUUGAAGAGCUUGAGCGGAUGCUGGAACAGCGUGCUAAUGUUGCAGCUAAUGCAGAUACUGAUGAAGAGGUUGAGAAUAAUGAAGAGAAUGAUGCUGGGGAUGACGAUUCUUAUGGCGACGAUACGCAAGUCAUGUCCCAAAAAGAACUCAUGCGGGAGUGAUUGCCAUUCCAGAGUUUUCAAAUUCAAUUCUCAAUUUUGGGAAUUAU